UUUUUUCCCCAUGGUCUUCCGGUUCCAGUGUGCGGUCCUCGCAGCUCGGUCUUGCAACAGGGCGCCCCUUGCGCUCCACUAUUGGAGUCGGCAGAGGACGGUAUCAUCCUGUCAGAAAGGAAGCCCGGGAGUCCAGUCCAGGACCCUCCCCACCCACCCAGGAAUGCGGUGACACAGAGCCCAAGUCCUCACCUAUGCUCUCUCAUGUGCAGAAAAUGUGCAUCACGGGCCCCUGCCCUGCCUUUCUCACAAGAUGACUGAGUCUCUGCUUGCUCAAGACCCCAGCUGUUUUCGAGAGGAUGACUGAGAAGACGACGCUAGAGCUCUUGGGUUGCCAAGCACCUAUUCCCAGAUCAACUGUGCAAACCCAGCAGUUUCCCAUUUGUAGCAAAGAGAAGAGCUGUGGACCAUCAAGAGAGAAGUCAUCCAAGGACUCUGGUCAGGAGGCAGUGACCUUUGAGGAUGUGGCUGUGUGCUUCACCAUGGAAGAGUGGGCUUUGUUAUACCCUUCACAAAAGAAGCUCUACAGAAAUGUGAUGAGGGAAACCUUUAGGAACAUGGCUGCUGUAGGAAAAGCCUGGAAUAACUGGGAAGCUGAAGAAGAGUACAAAAAUCACUGGAGAAAUCUAAGAAAUAAAGCUUGGAAUCAAUAUAAGGAAAUACUCCUUUGGACUCCAAAUGCUACUGUGGAUAUGAAACAAGAUAGUUUAAAAUCAGCUGAAAGCAUUGCUUCCAGAAAGCCCCAAAUUGGGCCUUUGUCCCUAAAUGUGCCCAUCAUAGCUCACAUCACACCGAGGCCGUGUGAGUAUUUGGGAUCAGAAGAGAAGCUGCAUAACUGUAACAAACAUGAAAGAAUGUGCUGUAAUUUCCAGUCCUUUCAGCAACAGGCAAGGACAAAGGGAGGGAAACCCUACAGAUAUUACCAGUGUGAGAAAUCCUACUCUGAUCUUAGUGGAAGAACUAUCCUUAGAGAGAAAACCUUUCUAUAUAAAAACAAUUUGAAAGUCUCCAGCACAGCCAAUGAUGUUCAGAUCUAUGUAAGAAAUCACAGUGGAGCAAAACUCUAUAUAUGUAAGCAAUGUGGGAAAUCUUUCACCAGACAUAGUACAUGUAAAGUACAUGAAAGAAUUCACACAGGGAAGAAGCCCUAUGUAUGUAAGCAGUGUGGGAAAGGUUUUGGCACAUGCAGUGCUGCUCAGAUACAUGAACGAAGUCACACUGGAGAGAAACCCUAUGUAUGUAAUCAGUGUGGAAAAGCAUUCAGUACCCAGAGUUACUGUAAAAUACAUGAAAGGAGACACAGUGGGGAGAAACCCUAUUUAUGUAAGCAAUGUGGGAAAUCUUUCACCAGACAUGGUGCAUGUAAAGUACAUGAAAGAAUUCACACAGGGAAGAAGCCCUAUGUAUGUAAGCAGUGUGGGAAAGGUUUUGGCACACGCAGUGCUGCUCAGAUACAUGAACGAAGUCACACUGGAGAGAAACCCUACGUAUGUAAUCAGUGUGGAAAAGCAUUCAGUACUCAGAGUUACUGUAAAAUACAUGAAAGGAGACACAGUGGGGAGAAACCCUACUUAUGUAAGCAAUGUGGGAAAGCUUUCAGCACACGUGGGUAUUGUCAAGUACAUGAAAAAACUCACACUGGGAAGAAACCCUACGUAUGUAAGCAAUGUGGGAAAGCUUUUAGCAAUUGUAGUGCAUGUAUCAUACAUGAAAGAAAUCACACUGGAGAGAAACCCUAUGUAUGUAAGCAGUGUGGGAAAGCUUUCAGUGCACAGUCUUAUUGUAAAAUGCAUGAAAGAACUCACACUGGGGAGAAACCUUAUGUGUGUAAGCAAUGUGGAAAAGCUUUCAGCAGGCGUAGGACAUGUAACAUCCAUGAAAGAAAUCACACUGGGGAGAAACCGUAUGUGUGUAAGCAGUGUGGGAAAGCUUUUGGCAGACAGAGUCAUUGCCAAAGACAUGAACAAACUCACACUGGUAAGAAACCCUAUACUUGUAAGAAAUGUGGGAAAGCUUUCAGCACACGUGGCUCUUGUCAAAAACAUGAAAGAACUCACACUGGGGAGAAACCAUAUGUAUGUAACCAGUGUGGAAAAGCUUUCAGCUCAGAGGGUUAUUGUAAAAUACAUGAAAAGAAUCACACUGGGGAGAAACCCUAUAUAUGUAAGCAAUGUGGGAAAGCUUUCAGCACACACUUUUAUUGUGAAAGACAUGAGCGAACUCACAGUGGAGAAAAACCCUAUGCAUGUAAAUUAUGUGGGAAAUGUUUCAGCACACGUUGUGCUUCUCAGAUACAUGAAAGAAUUCACACUGGGGAGAAACCGUAUGUAUGUAAGCAGUGUGGGAAAGCUUUUAGCACACACUUUUAUUGUGAAAGCCAUGAACGAACUCACAGUGGACAAAAACCCUAUGUGUGUAAAUUAUGUGGGAAAGCUUUCAGCACACGUGCCUCUUGUCAUAGACAUGAAAGAAAUCACACUGGGGAGAAACCGUAUGUAUGUAACCAGUGUGGAAAAGCUUUCAGCACACAGAGUAAUUGUAAAAUACAUGAAAGAAUUCACACUGGGGAGAAACCCUAUGUAUGUAAAUUAUGUGGGAAAGGUUACAACGCAAAGUAUGAUUGUGAAGUACAUGAAAGAACUCACACUGGGGAAAAACCGUAUGUAUGCAAGCAAUGUGGGAAAGCUUUCAACUCAAAGUAUUAUUGUAUAAAACAUGAAAGAAAUCAUACUAAGGAGAAAUCUUAGGUAGGUUAGCAAGGUGAGAAAACAAUCAGUACAUGUCAAACUCAUGAAAGAACUCAUACUGCAGGGAAAUACUGCUCAUUAGCAAGGUGGGAAAGAUCUCAGCAUACACAGGUAUUACAAAAUACAUGAGGUCUCAUUGGGGAGAAGCUUUAUGUUAGCCUAUUUUGAGAAUACUGUGAAACUUUCUCAUGUGGUGGAGACUAGCAGAAAUAACCAAUACAAAGUUGUCUUCACAGAACGGGGCGUGGGGGUACAUGCCUGGAAGCCUAGCACUCGGCAGGCUGAGGCAGGUGGAUUAUUGGAAGUUUAAGACCAGCCUGGGCUACCAAGUGAGGCCAUGGCCAGCUUAAACCCUGUCUCAAAAAGACAAAUUUUUGUCUUCAUAAAUUUUCCAGAAAAUGCAAUUCUAGAAGGAGAUAUUUUAUUUUUUUUCAGAUGGAGAUAUUUUAAAGUACAUAGCUUUUUCCCCCAGUAAACUGCUUAUAAAUAUCUGGAUUAUGUGUUUGUAUUGUUUCAUAUAAAAACUUUAAGUUAACAUUUAUGUAUUUUUGUGUUAGUGUCUUUGGGCUUACAAAAAAUACAGUGUCUUUUAAUUAAAUAUGAAGAAUUGAAAUACACUUUUUACUUUUAAAGAUAGUUCAUGUUUAUGUAGUUUUUGUUUUGUCUUUAAAAUUAGGAGGUAGGGGCUGGGGAUUUAGCUCAGCGGCAUAAGCGCCUGCCUUGCAAGCACGUAGUUGUGAGUUUGAUCCCUGGUACCAAAAAAUAAAAAUAGGAGUUACAGGUCACUAAAAAACUUAUUUUUGUUAAUGAUUAUUUGUUAAUCAUUGGAGUUUUGCCACAACAUUUUAAAACUUUUUCAUGUAGACUUCUGUGUAAUGAAAGAUGUUUUUGAAUUUGAUGCUAUAUUUUAUGUUGAUAUUUUCAGAGAUUUAUGGACUUGUGUUUUUGAUAAAGUUGAAUUGAUUUCACACAACUUAGCAAUUGUUUUUUUUUUGCAGUGUUGUUUUAUAUAUUCUGAUAAGAUACUGUUUAUUAUGUACAUAACAUGACCGGCGCAGCCCCCCAAUGAGACAGGAGACGCUCUUGUGGGCGACAGUUAACUGCUGCUUUAUUUAUGCGGGCUCUGGUUUAUAUAUUUGGCCAUGACCAAUCACAGGCUGCCACGAGGAAGCAGGGCGGGAAUGGGACGCAGGCUCUGGCUACUAUAUCCAGCUGUGGCCAAUCAGGGGUUGCCACAGAGUACGGAGUGAGCACGGGGUGCGCACGGGUUGGCUAAUUUAAAGAGGGACGUAGCGCAUUGCCGAAGAUGGCGUGGUCCUUAGUCCCAGGUGGGGUAUGGUAUGUUGAGCGUCUGCACCCAACAAUAACAUUGCCUAUUUUUCUUGUUCUUCAGGCAUUUACAUAAACUUUUAUCUUAUCAUGAAAUUUUAUUUUUCAUGUUUAUGUUGCAAACUUUUAAUUUAGUAGUAAUUUUUCCACCAAAUGCACCAAAAAUAAACCAUACUGUUGUGAGUUUCAAAUUGCCAUUGAACAGCAGGUCCAUAAAUAAGUCUCCAAAAGGAUACAGUGAAUUAUAGUAAUCUCUCCAGGAAAGAUAUGUGAUGGCAUGGCUUAUCAGUAACAAAACUUUUGAAGGAUUUUGUUAGAUGUGGAAUUAUUUUGGGGAGAAUGGUUGCUAUUGAAUCCAACAAGUCAAAUCCUAUUAUUCUAUUUCCUACUGCUAUGAUGUCAUUCUUCUUUGGUAAUGGGUAUUUUUCCUAAGAAGCCAAACUAAUGGCAUAAAGGAAAUCCUAAUUCAUGAGAGAUAUUCUUUUUUUUUAUUAAAAAAUGGAAUUUGCUACUUUAUAGCUUAGGUUGUGUUCUGUUUUACCAGUAUUUGAGAUAAAUUUAUACAAUGCCAUUUCUUGGUGUUCAUAAGGUCCACUGUCUGACAGUGGACACUGUCUGACAGUUUAUGUGACAGUUACCUUCAUACAUAAGAAACUGGACAGCAUGUGCGCAUGAAUCUCAGUUGGUCUUUGACCAGUUUUUUUUUACAAUUGUUUUAACACUGAAAUAUGUGUGAAAUGUUUUAUACAAUGGUCUUGAAUAAAACCCAAGCCAACAAAACAAUGGGAACAAUAUAGGACUCUCAAAACAAGAACAUAGGGAAUCAACAAUGGCUGCAGCCCUCAGAAGGAGACCCUCCUAGAUGCUACAAUGUAUACCUCUAUCCUCUGAACCUAUAAAUCAGACCACUGGCCCAGAUCUGCAAUGUUAGUGAAACACCAAAGCACCACAGGCAUCCAAUUGCAUUUCAUCUCGAUAGCUAUCAUCACAGCCUGUUUCUCCAGAUAAGCUGGUUGCUUACUUGGGGAGUGGGAAGAAGGCAUGGUUGCUACUUGUUUGCCAGCCAGAAUGCCAGAAGGGGCUGGGAUCUGGCUGUACUCAGCCUGGUGGCAGCCCGCACAUGGUGCUGGUCCUCAGAUGGGUCUCACUUCCUGGUGUGGCCUUGUUCUCUCUCCCUGCAGUACACAAAUGGUACUGACUCACAGGGAAAGGCUGGGGUAUGGUUGCCCUCAGUCUGGUGGUGGCCUGUGCAUAGUGAUGGCUCCCAGAUGGGGCUUGCUUCCUGGUAAAGCCUUGUUCUUGCAGUCCACAAAUGGCACUAAUUCGUGGGGAAAGGCUGCAAUCUGGGGGUGCCUAGUCUAUUGGCAGCACAGGCAUGGUGCUGUUUCCCAGGAGGGCAGGAAAUAGUCUUUUUAUGGUAAUUCUUUUUUUUUUUCAGAACAAAACAAUUUAAGUAACAUAGUAUUUCACCACAAGACAACUCGACAUAACAGUAGCUACCACAGUGUCUCUUUCCUUGAAAUAUUUGAGUAUACUUUCAUACACUAUAGUAUCAAACCUAACAAGACAGUAUAAAACCAUUCAAGAGAAUGAAAGUACUACAGGGUAUACAGAACCAACUAACAGAAAAUGAACAAUGGUUACUGUAUUAUUUCUUUGUCCAUAAAAACUUUAUUUAUACUAUCACAUAUAAUAAAUCCAAUAACACAACAUGAUAAAACCGAUGGAGGCAGAGCUAAAGCUUGGUAGGACUUCAAGGGAAUAUUAAAUCAGUACUAGCUAUUAUAAUGUCUUGUUUUCUUCAAAAUAGCUGUUCAUAUCACAGACAAUAAAAUCAAAUAAUCCAGAAUAAAACCAUUCCAACUAAUGAAUGAAAACGUAAGAUUUCAAAGCAUAUAGUGGGGAAUCAUGAUUACCAUAUACUUUUAUGUAUUCUAACCAUUUCUUACACUACGGAAACUAUACAGUAUUUAUACAUGUGAGUUUGAUUUAUUUCACUGAUGAGUAUGGUCUCAAGCUGUGUCCAUUUAUUUAUAAAUAUCUCAAUGUGUUCCUUCUUUACAGCUGAGUAGUAAUCCAUUGUAUAAAAAUACCACAACUUUUUUAUCCAUUCCUUACUUGAUGGACACUUAGGUUGUUUCCAAAAUCUGGCUAUUACAAAUUGUGCUGCUAUAAAUACGGGUGCACAUAUAUCACUGUGGUAUGAUGUUUUCAGUUUUUCUGGGAAUAUGCCUAGAAGUGGAAUAGCUGGAACAAAUGGGACUUCCAAUGCCAGCUUUUUGAGGAAUCUCCAGACUGACCUCCACAGUGGUUGCACCAGUCUACAUUCCCACCAACCGUGCAGGAGUGUUCCUUUUUCCCCACAAUCUCUCCAGCGUUUGUUGGUAGUUUUCUUGAUCCUGGCCAUUCUUUCAGGAGUGAGAUGGAAUAUCAGUGUGGUUUUAAUUUGCAUUUCUCUAAUGAGUAAUGAUGAACAUUUUUUCAUGUAUUUAUUUGCCAUUUGUAUUUCUUGCUCUGAGAACUGUAUUCAUCUCUGAUGCCCAUUUUUGGAUUGGAUCUUUGAAUUUUGGGAGUCUGAUUUUUUAAAAUUCUUUAUAUGUUUUAGACAGAAGACCUUUGUCUGAGGGACAGUUCACCAAAAUUUUUUCCUAGUUUGUGGGUUUUCUUUUCACUAUGCUGGAGAUUUGAUAUGCAGAAACUUUUUAAUAAGACAUGAUCCCAGUUAUUGAUUUUGGGAAGUAUUUCCCAUGUGGUUUGAUUCCUGUUCAUGAAUUCUCUACCUACCUCUAUGUCUUCAAGGUUUUUUACCCACUUUGUCUUCUAAUAGAUUUAGUGUUUCUGUUUUAAUAUUCAUACCUUUGAUCCAUUUAGAUUUUAGUUUCAUACAUGGUAAUAGGCAUGAGUCUAGUUUUAGUUUUCGGCAUAUGGAGAGCCAGUUUUUCCAACACGAUUUAUUAAAGAGACUUGUUUGUCCAGUGAACAUGUUUGGCCCCUUUAUCAAAGAUAAGGUGGUUGAGUGUGUUUGUAGUUGUGGUUGUAUCUUCUAAUCUAUCCCAUUGAUCUUCAGCUCUGUUUUUAUUCCAGUACCAUGUUGAUUUUAUUAUAGUAGCUUUGUAGUAUAACUUCAAGUCAGUGAUUGUGAUGCCUUGCCUUUGCUGCUUAGAACUCUCUUUGCUAUUCUGGGUCUCUUCUUGCUCCAGAUGAAUUUUAGGAGUGAUUACUCUAGAUCUAUGAGGUAUGUUGAUGGUAUUUUUAUUGGGAUUGCAUUGAAUCUGUAUAAUAGUUUUGGGAGAAUGGCCAUUUUCACAAUAUUUAUUCUCCCUAUCCAUAAGCAAGAGAUGUCUUUCCAUUUUCUGAGAUCCUCUUCAAUUUUGUUUUUCAGUGUAUUAUAAUUUUCCCUCUAUAGAUCUUUCACUUCUUUCGUGAAAAUAAUUCCUAAAUAUUUCAUUUUUUGGAUGCUAGUAUGAAGGAUGUGGCUUCUUUUAUUUCUCUCUCUGUGAUUUUGUUGUUAGUGUAUAGGAAUUCUGUUGAUUUUUGAGUAUUGAUUUUGUAUCCAGCUACAUUGCUGAACUUAUUUAUUAUAUCUAGGAGUCUUUCAAUGGAGUUUUGGGGGUCUUCUAUGUAGAGUAUCAUGUCAUCUGCAAGUGAUGGUAAUUUAACUUCCUCUUUUCCUAUCUUUACCUCUUUUAUUUCUCUCUCUUGUCUAAUUGCUCUGGCUAGUAUUUCCAGUACUGUAUUAAAUAGAAGCAGUGAUAAGGGACAUCCUUGUCUUGUGCCUGAUUUUAAGGUAAAGGCCUUCAGUUUUUGGCCAUUUAAUAUGAUAAUGGCUGUUGGUUUGUCAUAGAUGGCCUUUAUCAUAUUGAGAUAAAGACCAUCUAUUCCAAUUUUCUGUAAGGUUCUUAUCAUAAAUGAAUAUUGGACCUUAUCAAAGGCUUUUUCUGCAUCUAUAGAAAUGAUCAUGUGAUUCUUACUUUUGGCUUUAUUGAUAUGGUUGGUUACAUUUAUUGAUUUACAUAUGUUGAACCAUCCUUGCAUUCCUGGGAUGAAUCCCACUUGGUCAUGGUAUAUAAUCUUCUUGAUGAUUUGCUGCAUCCUAUUUGCCAAUAUUUUAUUGAGGGUUUUUGCAUCUGUGUUCAUUAGGGAGAUCGGUCUAUAGUUCUCUUUUUCAGUUGGGUCUUUCUCAGGUUUUGGUACUAGAGUAAUAUUUGCUUCCAGGAAUGACUUAGAAAGAAUUGCUUCCCUUUCAGUUUCAUUGAAGAGUUUGAAGAGUGUCAGCAUUAAGUCUUCUUUCACUUUCUUGUAGAAUUCCACAGUGAAUCAGUCUGAGCCUGGGCUCUUCUUUGUGGGUAAGGACUUAAUUACAUUUUCAAUUUCAUUAAUAGAAAUUGAGUUAUUCAGCAGUUUUACAUCUUCUUGACCUAGCUUUGGUACUUCAUAUAUUUCUAGGAAUCUGUCUAUCUCUUCUGUGUUAUCAAACCUAUGAAAGUAGAGGUUUUUGAAAUAGGUGUUGAUGAUCUUCUGUAUUUCCACAGAGUCUGUAGUGGUUUCGCCUUUUUCAUUCCUUAUUGCAUGAAUUUGAACUUUUUCUUCCCUCUUUUAAAUAAGAUUGUUUAAGGGCUCAUCAAUUUUGUUUAUUCCUUCAAGGAACCAACUCUUUAAUUUAUUGAUUCUUUGGAUUAUUUUCUUAGUCUCUAUUGCAUUGAUUUCUGCUCUUGAUUUUUAUAAUUUCCUCCCUUCUUUUGGCUUUGGGCUUGACUUGCUCUUCUUUUUCUAGCUGUUUGAGGUGUAGCAUCAAGUUAUUUGUUUGUAUUCGUUCUGUUUUCCUGAUGUGGGAACCCAGUGCAAUAAAUUUUCCUCUGAGGACAGCUUUCAUUGCAUCCCACAGAUUCUGUUAAGUUGUAUUUGUAUUUUCCUUUGCUGGUAGGUAUUGGUUAAUUUCUUCUUUAAUUUCCCCUGUGACCCACUGAUUGUUCAAGAGUGUGUUAUUCGAUUUCCAUGUUUUUGUGGGGUUUUUGUGGUUUCUUUUAUCAUUAAUUUCUAGUUUCAUGGCGCUAUGAUCCGGUAACAUACAAAGGAUAAUUUCAACUCCUUUGCAUGUAUUUAAAUACGUUCUGUGGACUAGUAUAUGGUCUGUUUUAGAGAAUGUCCCAUGUACUGCUGAGAAGAAUGUGUAUUCUGAUAUUGUUGGAUGGAACACUCUGUAUAUGUCUGUCAAGUCAAUUUGUUCACAGGUAUGGUUCGAUUCUGUUACUUCUUUGCUGAUUUUCUGUCUGGUCUAUCUGCCCCUUAGUGUCAAUGGUGUGUUAUGGUCUCCUGUUAUAAUUGUGUUAUUGCUAAUUUAAUUUUUCAUUUUUAUUAAUACUUGCUUUGUAUACCUGGGUGCUCUGGAUUUUGGUGCAUGUAUAUUGAAGAUUGUCAUCUCUUCCUCUUGAAAUUUUCCCCUAACCAAUAUGUAGUGACCUUCUUUAUCUCUUCUGAUCAUCCUGGGUUUUAAGUUCACAUUGUCUGUAAACAGAAUACCUACCCCUCCUUUGGGGGGGGGGUUUCCUGCUGCAUGAAGUAUUGUUUUCCAUCCUUUGACUUUCAGUCUGUAAGUAUCCUUUUGGGAUAGAUAGGUUUCUUGCAGACAGCUAUCUUUCCAUUCUGUUUUAAAUUGUCUGCUUUGCUUAGUGGUUUUUUUCCUAAGUGUAUCUAAACUGUCUUUCAGUAUUCUUUGCAGGGUUGGCUUGGUGAUCAUAAAGUUCUUCAGCUGUUUUUUGUCAUGGAAAUAUCUUAUUUCUCCAUCUAUUUUGAAGGACAGUUUUGCAGGGUACAUCAUCUAGGUUGAAAAUCAUUUUCCUUUAGGAUCUGAAAUACUUCACUCCAUGCUCUUCUUGACUUUAUUUUUUGUGCUGAGAAGUCUGCAGUGAUUUUGAUAGGUUUUCCUUAAUAGGUGAUCUGUCUUUUCUCUCUGACAGCUUUUAACACUGUAUUCUUAUGUUGGAUUUAUUAUAUGUCUGGGUGUAGUUUUAUUUUGGUUAUGACUAUUUGGAGUUCUACAUGCUUCAUUGAUCUUGAUAUCAGUUUCCAAUCUCAUGUUUGGGAAAUUUUCAGCUAUUACUUCUCUAAAUAUUCUCUUGACAUCCUUUAUGUUGUUCCCUUCUUUUUCAUUUUUUCCUAUCAACCUUAUGUUGUUUUUCUUUGUGUAAUCUUGCAGGUGUUGAAUUGUUAUUUCCUAAUUUCUUGUUAUUUUUAAGAGAUCUUUCCUUUCCUGUUCAUUAGCUGAAAUCUUGUCUUCAAGGUCUCAAAUUCUAUCUUCACUUUUGUUGAGGUGGUUUGACAACUUUCAAUGGGAUUUUUGAUUUCCUGUAUAUCUCUUUGAAUCUGCUUCAUGUAUUCUGUUUAUUUCUUAUAAUAAUCCCUUAUUGUUCAUCCAGGGAUUCUUUUUGUUUUGUUCCUCUAAUUUUUUAACUGUGUUGUCUUUGGAUAUGUUCAGCAUCUCUUUCAUUUCUUUUAUCAUUUCUGCUUUUACCUGGGAGAUUAUUUCUAGUUUGUAUUCCUUUAAAGCCUCCCGGAGUUGCUUCUUUAUUUCAGUUGCUAUUAUUUCAGGUAUUUCAGGUGUACGGCAUAUAUUUUCUGCUAUGUACAUGGCUCCUAAGGUUUCUUGGGAUGGGCUAGAGGUUUGAGAUUGCAUUUUGGUCUUUCAUUUUGUCAUUUUCCUUAUUUCUGUGUUUCAAGUAUUGUUCCAAGGCUUCCCCUGGGCCUGUUGGAAAUCGUCUUCUUUGCCCUCAGCUCCUGGGACUCUGGCUGCCUGGUUCCCUGGAUUGAGAGAGCGUCACUGUGGGUGGUACCGGCAGGCCCAAGCCUAGCGGAGCCAGUCAAAUAUUGCAGGAAGCCAGAAAGUUCCCAGGCCAGAGGGGGCAAGGAUCCCAAACUCCCAGGGCUCGGGAUUGUGCAGGGACACUCACCUCCUGCUGCCCAGUUUCCAGAAUUGAGAGCACAGGCAGGCCCAGCACCACCACCACCCCAAGCUGGCCGAGCACAGCAGGAAGCCGGGAAGUUGGCGCAGGCAGCCUAAGACCUGAGGAGCCAGUCGAGUGUGGGAAGUUCCUUUGGGAGCUAUGAUCCCAAACUCCUGGGGCUCCUGGGACUCAGGAUGGAGCGCAGACACUCCUUUAUGGUAAUUCCCGUACAGCAGUCUCUCUCUCUGUCUGUCUGUCUGUCUGUCUGUCUGUCUGUCUCUCUCUCUCUCUCCAUAUAUAUAUAUAUAUAUAUAUAAUAUUUUUUAUAUAUCUGUAUGCCUCCGUUGUAGAGUAAAACAUAAUGCAAUAUGAGUAAUCAGGCAUUUCAUGUUCAGAAUAUAGAGACUUAACAAUGCUGUUGAUGGUGUCUUUGAUAGAAAAUAAAGUGGAAUGAUACAACAAAAAGUAUAUAAAAUUAACUUCUGCAUAGUUGUUAUCUUAUUUCUCCAUGGAUUUUGAAAGAUAGUUUUGUAGAAGACAUCAAUCUGUGUUAGAAGUUGUUUUCUUUCAGAACUUGAAAUACUCCAUGCUCUUCUUGACUUACUGGUUUGUGUUGAGAAGUCUGAUAGGCUUUCCCCUCAUAAGUUAUCUGUUUACUUUCUCUAUCAGCUUUUUAUAUUCUGUUCUUAUUGCUGAAUUUCUGAGAUCUUGAUUAUUAUAUGUCAUAGUGUAGAUUUAUUUUGGCUAUGGCUAAUUGGGGUCUGUGUGCCUUGCCAAUCUGUAUGUCUGGUUAUCUUCCCGUGAUUGGAAAAUUUUCUGCUUUCUGAAAAUAGUCUUGUGCUAUUUCACUUGUGUUGUCUCCUUUUUUGUUGACAUCUAUCUAUCUUAUAUUGCUUCUCUUUGCAUCAUCUUGCAGCCAUUGACUUACUUCCUGAAUCCUUGUUAUUUUUAAGAGAUCUUUCCUUUCAUGAUCACUACCCAAAUCCUUGUCUUCAAGGUCUGAGAGUCUAUCUUCAAUUUCAUUUAUGCAGAGUUGCCUGUUUUCAGUGGAAUUUUUUAUUUCCUUGGUAUCUCCUUGAAUCUGUUUCAUGUAUUCUAAUUGUUUCCUAUAUUUUUCAUUCAGGUUUUCCAUCGUUUUUUAUACGCUCCUGAUUUUUAAAAAAUCUGUGUCUUCUUUGGAUAUGCUCACCAAUUCUUUCAUCAUAUUUUAUCAUUUCUGUUUUUAUCUGAGAGAUUACUUCUGAUCUCAUUUCCUUUACAGCUUUCUGGAGUUGUUUAUUUCUGUUGUUUAUUUCUGGGAUGGAAGUUUUAGAUUGCAUUUUGUUCUUUCAUUUUGGCAUUUUCUUGUGUUCCACCAAUUCAGUUGGAUGCCAAGUCCUAGCUGCUUCCUGCACUGGUAGCCCAUUGAGCAGUGGGCCACAGUCAGGGUUGCUGAUGAUUGUGAGCCUCUGGGUGCAGACUCUUGGUCCCUGCAGGCCUCAGAGUUGGCUGCUGCAUGUGGAUAGAUUGCUGGAUGCAGCUUUGCAUCCCCAGGAGCCUCACUUACAGUUCCUGUGUGUGAAUGUGUCAUUGGUGUAGCUAUGGGCCUCACUGUGGGUUCCCAGGUGACUGCAGAUUCCUGGUCCCCAUGGGCCUCACAGAUGGUUCCUGGAUAUGGGCAUGUCGCUGAGUGCAGAUUCCCAAACCUCACUGGUCUGAGGGAGAGUUCCCAGAUGAUAGUAGGUCACUGGAUGGAGCUUCUCAGUCCCUAGGAGCUUCACCUACAGUUCCUGGGUAUGGGCGGGUCACUGGGCACAGCUUCCCAGUUCCUAUAGGCCUCUCUGUGAGUCUCCAGAUGACUAUAGGUUACUAGACACAGACUUCUGGUCUCUGCAGGCCUCAGAGAUAGUUCAUAGGUGUGGGAGGGUCACUGUGGGCAGGCUCUUAAACCUAUAUGGGCCUCUGGGAGAGUUUCUGGAUGACUGGAUCACUGGGUGCAGCUUCACAGUCCCCAGCCUCACUUAAUUCCUGGGUAUGUGCAGGUCACUGGGUGCAGCUUCCCAGUGUCUGGGCCUCACUGUGGGUACCUGAGUGCAUAAAUUUCAGUUUUUAAUAAGCAAAAUGAUAACUCUUACAAGUUAGGGUUUCAUUGAUGCAAUUAAAUCAGUUUAUUAGGUAAAAAAUAAUUAUUAAAGAUUGACAUCUCAGCUGCAAGGAAUACAGUAAAUCCAGUUGGCUAUGUAAACUCAAUAGCCAAAUAGUUUCCCUAGUGUAAGAAAUGAUAUAAAUACAUAAAAGUAUGUGGUAAUCAUGAUUCCCCAUUAUAUGGCUUUGAAGCCUUAUAAAGUUUUCACUCAUUAAUUGGAAUGGUUUUAUUCUGGGCUGUUUGAUUUUAUUGUCUGUGAUGAUAUGAACAGCUAUUUUGAAGACGACAAGACAUCAUAAUAGCUAGUGCUGAUUUAAUAUCUUGUUGAAGUCCCAUCAAACUUGUUCUGUCUUCAUUGGUUUUAUCAUGUUGUAUCUUAUUGGAUUUUAUUAUAUGUGAUAGUAUAAACAAAAGUUUUAUAGGCAAAGAUAAUAUAAAAACCAUUGCUCAUUUUCUGUUAGCUGGUUCUAAAUACUUUCAUCCUCUUGAAUGGUUUCACACUGUCUUGAUAUGUUUGAUGCUAUAGUGUAUGAAGUUAUACUCAAAUAUUUCAAGGAAAGAGACACCAUGAUAACUACUAUUAAGUCAGGUUAUCUUGUGGUGAAACACUGGGUUGCUUAAAUUGUUCUGUUCUGACCUGUAUUGUUAUGAUGUUAUGUCCUCUUUUAUUUCAAUCUGCCCCCCUUUUUAAAAAUUUAUUAUUUUUUAAUUAGGGGGAAAUUUUUUAAAAAUUAGCAGGAUAUAUUAUAGUAACUUAUUUGAUUUCCUGUUAACUUGAUUUGAAGCCCUGUAUUGCUCUCACCAUCUUGUUUUGACUGAUUUUAUUCUAUUCUGUUUUGUUUGAUAGUAUCAAGUUUGAGGGUAUAGGCAAUAAGAUUCACUAUGAUGCCCAUUCUGGUUUGACUGUUAUCUUCUUUUGAAGUCCUGUAAUAUCUCCAAUGUUUAGGUUUUACUGGUUUUGUUCUAUACUGUUUUGUUCAAUUUUAUUAUACCUGAUGAUAUAGGCAAUUAUUUUUAAAUUAGCAAGAGUCAUUAUGGUAUCCAUUGUUGAUUACUUUGUAUUCUGUUUUUACAUCAUGUACUCUGUACUAUGUCCAUCCUUUGUUUUGACUGACUGUGCUUUGUUUUAUCACAUUUGGUUUUAGUCUCUUCCAAAAAAAAAAAAAAGUAAUAAGAACUGUGGGAGUAAUAAAACCUAAAAUGUGUAAUUGUUAUUAUAAAAAAAAGAGAGGAAAAGAAAGUGCUCUAAAGGAUACAACUGCAAGUGUGUGUAGAUGUGUAGGAUAGAUGACCAUAUUACUAAGUUUUGUUGGAUCAUUGAACACAGCUGUUUGCAGUCUCACUGUUUGAAUGUCCACUUUGUAUGCUUUAAUCCUGUAACUUGAAAAACUAUUUCUAAAAUGACAAUAUAUAAUCUAUUAAUUAGUGAUUUCUUACUUUUUUUUGAAAUUCUAUAUUGUACCCUUUUACUGUUUUUUUUAAAUAAAAUUUAAAAAAAAUAAACUCAAUAGCAACCAUUCUCCCUAAAUUAACUGACAGAGUUGACGAUUCCUUUAAAAGUGGUUUUGCUAAUAAAUCAUCCCUCCAUGUAUAAAGACUGCUGCUUUGUGGGAACCAAAAGCCUACAGUUGUAUGUUUUAAUUUUUGGUACAUGUGGUGGGAAAAUUAUCACUAAAUGAAGUGGUAGCAAUAUAAACAUGAAAAGGAAAAAGUUAAGAUGAAAAAUUUUAUGUAAGAUUAAAAAAUUUUAUUUAAAUGCUAAUACUGGCUCCAAAAUGUAAGAAAAUUAGGCAAAAUUAGGUGCUAAUAGGCAGGUACCUUAUCAGGAAAUAAAUAACAUUUGCUAAUGUGCAAUUUGUGGAAAAACAACUCAUCUGUUUAAAAAUAUUCACAAAUCUCUGAAAAUAUAUCUUAAAAUAUAGCAUCAAAUUUAAAAAAAUCUUUUGUUACACUCAAUAUGAAGUAUAUGCACCCAAAAUUAAAACAAAUUGUAAAGGCAAAAUCUCAACAAUUAGAAAAAUUAGUAUUUUUAAUGCCCCAUACCUCCUAAUUUUACUUUUUUUGUUAUUUAUUUUAAUGAAAGCAUAAACAUUGUAUAUUAAUAUGGAAUGUCGGCAAACCCACUCUUCAUCCUUUAUUGUGUAAUGUGGCCCUUCCACCAAAUACUGUAGGAUUCUAUUACUGAACACUAAGAACAAGUUUCAUUUUGACUAAAAAGUAGUGAAACAGUAGCUGGUAAAAAUUUACCACUUAUACAUUAUUUUGGGGGAGUAACAAACGAGCACCGCAAUAUAGGUAACUGUAAACUCAAUUUUUAAGAUGUCCUAGCAGCCAACUAUUCCAUUUAACAUUUGUUACAUUUUUAAAAUUUAGUGACAGCCCCACUCAGCGACCUCAGAGUGGCCCCCAGCCACUUGCCUCCUGCUUCAUGAGCCAAAAGGGCAUGCAGCAAUUUCCAUCCCACAGGAGAAGCCUUGGCGUGUCACUCUGAGAGACUAUUAGGGCCCCACCCAGCAUCCCACAUCACCAGAGGACCCACAGGAAGAUCCCUCCAGGCCUGCUUGGGCCCUUCCCGGCGUCCCCUGAGUGGUGCACAGCCACCUGCACUCUGCCUCACAAGCUGAAAGGGCACACAGCAAUUUCCAUCUCCCAGGGAAGCCUUGGCGUGUCACUUUGAAACUGUUAGGGACCUGCCUGGUGACCCCAAGUGGCUGGUAGCCACCUUUUAAGGUGUGUCUAAGGACCCUUACCCAUCUGGGGAAACCCCCUGCAAUAGGGAUAGAUAUUCUCAACCCAAGAAACAACUGAGACCUGUCAAGUCAUUUGGCUUCCCUAAGGGAAUAUAGGAAAAUGACAAAACAAAAGAGCAAAAUGUACUCUCUAAUUUCAGCCCAUCCCAAGCAAGCCUAGGAGACAUGGACAGAAGGAAAUGUAAGCCAUACUCCUGAGACUCCUGAAAUGAUAGCAACUGAAGUAAAGAAACAACUUUUAGAUAUUAACAAUUUUUAGAUGUUAAUGUCUCAUAUUCACAUGGAUACAUAAAUAGAUAUCCUGAAGAUGGGUCACUGUAUAACUCAAAAUUUAUCAUUUUCAUAUAAACCUAUACCCAAUAACUAAGUACAAUUUCAUAUAUAUUCAUGAUGUUGAGCAUGAAUGAAUUUUUAUACUUAUUUAUAUUUUUUUACACUGUUACUUCGUUCCAUGGUAUCAGUAGUAACUCAGCUUCCUAUAUUGGAAUACAUCUUUAUUCAACUGUCAGAUUACACACACUUAACCUGCAUACACCUUUAGAGAACAUUUGUGAGAUUAAAUAAAUCUGAACAUGGUCUCAUUCUCUUCAUUGUCAUGCUUCUGCUCACAAACACUUGAGGAACCUUCCUUUUCCUCGUGACUGCAAAUUACCUUAGCAUUCUCCAGUAACUUUUGUACUCUUCUUCAAGUCUCCUGUUAUCACAGACUUUUCCUGAAGUGUACAAGCAGAAAUAACAAGUCACCACUUUAUUUCAUAAAAACCAAUAGAUCUCAUUUAGGUUUAUGAUAUAAUGUAACCAGGAUAGAGAUACUCUUCAAAAUGUUUUUACAUUCUAUUUAAUUACAUUCUAUUUAAUCAAAUUCACUCCUCCAAAGUGAAGUUCACAGCUACAUCCUCAAAAGUCACUGCCUCCUAAACGAUCAAACAUAUAUUUCUUAAAGAAAGGUUGAGACCCAUAGGUGAGAAUAUCUCAACUCUUCUCAUAAGAAGUUGAACUGAAAGCCAAGUGUUGUAGUGCUUAUCUGCAACUUUAGCCCUCAGAAGGCUGAGGCAGGGGGAUCCCUAUGAAUUUAAAACCAGUGUGGGGGGAGGUGAAGAGCUGAAGGCCGCCCGAUGUGCUCACUGAGACCCGUGCUGCACUGUACUAGGCACGCCCAGACAACCCAAAGUUGUGCUUAGAACGCAGCUGCUGAUAAUGGGAAUCCUGGGCCCUUAAUGCGAGGACGUGGCACAGUGAGCAGUGGAUCCAAGGGGAAGAGCUUUUUUGGCUCUUGGUGAGUGCUGCAAAUUGGGUCCCAGGGCCCCGCAAAGCAAAGCCACCUGGCUGCACUGGAGGAGACCGCAAGAGGACCAUACACCUGGGCACCAAAGCCAGGCACCGUGCAGUUUUCUGACCUAUCCGCACUGUGCAGGGAGUGCAGUGAAGACAUGCAGUGCAGUGGGGAGCGGACCCAAGAGGAAGAACUGCAUUGAUUCCCGAUGAGUGCUAGUCGCUGGCCGGAGGACAUCUUGGAGUUGGGCAGAGCCCGGUCCACGGUGAUGUCAGUCAGCCACCCCUGGUGCAGAGAGAACUGGCGGGAUCUGCUGGGGUGAAGCCACACCUCUGGUUGGAACCCAAUAAGCAGGUACAAAAUUGUCACAACACUGUGACGUCUACAAGGUACAGCCUAACUUGCGGAUUGACUGGCUCAGAAGCUGGAAGCUAGCCUGCACAGUCCCUGCAUCCCUGCAUGUACCUCAGAUAACAGCAAAUUGGGGAGGGCAGCAAAACCCCAGUCAGCAUGCUUUGGAAAGACCCUAAGCAAUACAAAGAGGGCCAGAGACCCCCAGGACAUACCAGUCUGAAGGAAACCAGAAACAUGACAAGAGAUAGAAAUUUUUAAAAAAUCUCCAGCUGCUGAACCUGGGAAAAUAAGCUCAGGAGAAGUAAACACAGAAGAGAACCAGCACAGUAACCAUCCAAUACUAGACACAGCAUCAGUGGACAUAAAGAAAUAUCUUCAUGAUCUCAUAGACAAAUUUAAAACUGUAUUUCUGAUCCAAGUAAGGCAAGAUAUAAAAAGAUUAAUUAAAGAAAUGAUAAGCCCCUCCCAAGAGAACACAGAUGGAAGAAUGGAGGAACUCAGAAAAGAAAGAGAAACCUUUGAUGAAGAAUUUAAACAUAAUCUAGAAUACAUGAAACAGAUUCAAAGAGAUUACCAGGAAACUAAAAACUCCAUUAAAAGCUGGCAAAAUGCCUUGACAGAAACUAAAGUUAGCCUUUUGAAACUUGAAGAGAAAUUUAUGAUAUAUGAUCGUGAAAGAAAAGAUCUCUUAAAAAUAACAAGGAACCAGAAAGAAACACUUCAAAGACUAGAAGACGACAAAAGAAUCUAUAACUUAAGAAUAAAACAUGUGAGCGAGGAAGCAGAGUAACCAAAAAUGAACUACAAAGACUAUUCACAGAAAUAAUUAGGAAAACUUCCCAAGCAUAGGAAAAAGAAAUGAUAUCCAGAUAAAUGAGGCAUACAGGACUCCAGCCACCUACAACCAAAACAGAUCUAUACCCAGACAUAUAAUCAAGAUUCCAGAAAUCCCCCACAAGAACAGAAUAUUAAAAGCAGCCAGGGAAAAGAAGCAGAUUACCUACAAUUGAAAAAUUAUCAAAAUAACAACAGGCUUACCAACACAAACUCUCAAAUUGAGAAGAGCCUGGGGGAAAUAGUCCAAGCCAUGAAAGAAAAUAAUCUUCAACCAAGACUGAUGUACACAGAAAAACUCUGUCUCAAAAUUAAUGGAGAAAUAAGAUGUUUCCAAGACAAGGAGGGACUGUGGGAGUUCAUGGCCACCAACCCAACCCUACAAAAAAUACUAAAGGACAUUCCAGAAAGAGAGAGAGAGAGGAAAAAAAUACCAGGAUUCCAGCAACAGUGGCAGAGAAGCCUCAAUGAACAAGGUAGACAGUGGAAUGAAGGAGUAAAGUGGACAAAUUAUAGCAGACAUGAGGCAGAGACAGUAGGCUAUAAUCUUUAAUAUAGAUAGCCUUGAUACACUAACAUUAAAAAAAACAAACAGGCAGAGUAGAUUGGGAGGCAGGUUCCAUCGAGAUGCUCUGAAUAGGAAAUACAUUCAACCCGAAAGAGGGUUAAUAAACUGAAAGUCGAAGACGAGAAAGCAAUGUUAUAUGUGACAGGAAACCAGAGAGAAAUAGGGACAACGCAUCCAGCAGCCGCAGAUGGAUUGGAAAGUCAUGACACUUUUGGGCAGUGUAGAACUACACAGCUGGAAGGAAGGAAAACCCUAUGACUUUAGUGAGUAAAGGAGUACAGCUCAAGAUCAAGCUCAGGGGUAAAAAGGUUCAGCAACACUCAGACGCGUAACAGGUUGGCCCCCUAAUCUAAAUAUUAAAGGGGCUAGUGGGACUCAAAAUGUACAAAGCAUCCUGAGAAGGGGAAAGAUGAAAAAUAGCCUAAAAAAGGAAGGCAGAGGUCAUUGUUAAUAGUGUAUCACGAUUUAAAAGUCACAGUAGUCUUAUCGCUCUGUCUAGUUUGAUUUUAUUUUGUUCCAGUCUGUCCACCCAUAUCAGAUUUGAGGGCACAGACAUCUAACCCAAAAAUAGCAGGUUAUAUCAUGGUAACUAUCCUUAAUUUCCUAUUAACUUAAACUGAAACCCCGUAUUACUUACAUUGUCUUACUAUGACUGAUCUUAUUUGAAUCUGGUUUGUUAGACCAUGGUUUUGCCUUGGCUGAUUUUAUUCAAAUUUGGUAUGCUUGAUAGUAUCAAGUCUAAAAGAGGCAACUACUCUGAAGAUGACAAGACAUAAAAGAUAUCCAUACUGGUUUUGAUUAUUAACCGCUUUCCAGUCCUACAAUGUCUUCAAAGUUGUGUUUUUAUAAAAAUAGCUAGGUAAUACUAUGCUUAACUAUAUUAAGCCUGAUGAUGUGGACAAGUCUAUUGAAAAUAACAAGAGAAAGUAUAGGAACUACAGUAGAUCACCUAAUAUUGUGGUCUUAUGUGUCAUUUUCAUUGCAUGUUUUUCUAGGAAUUUGUUUUGUUUUCUUGUUAUGAUCUGUUUUUCCCUAUAUACAGAGAGGGUAGAUAUACAUGUAGAAAUUCACACAUAGGAAGAAUUUUUUAAACUAUUUAUGGGAACAGAUUAUGUAAUGCAAGAUGUAAUGAACAGAUACUCUGAAGAAGAAGAGACACUAAGAAACCCAUGCUAAUUCUGUAGCAUUAUGAUGUAAAAUCUAGCAAUACUAUUAUUCACUGUUCAGAGUCAUAUUAGUCUAGUCUGUUAAGUUCAAUUUCAGCAUAUGUAAAGAUAAGGAUAGCUAUACGAAGAGAAUGAGAGACAUUAUGAUAGUCAUUAUUGACUUCUCCAAUGUCAGGUCUUGAAGACCUAAAAAACCUUCAUUGUCCUGUAAUGAUUUGAUUCCAAAACAGAAAACAUAGUGUAAAGGAAUAGCUCUCAAAUCUUUUUUCUUUUCUUUUUCUUUUUUUUCUUUGUCAAGGUCACUACACACAUGGCAACUAUAAACUCUUUUGUUGAGGUUUGUUUAAGGAUGAAUAUUUUCUUACAAAACACAAAAAAUGAUUCGUCAGUAUUAGAAUCAAGAGUGUAACAGUGUUCUUAUGAAGUAGGAAUAUCAUGAACAUUUUGGGAAAGAAACUGCAUCUUUAAAAAUAUAUUUUAUUAGAAGACUGAAUUUUGUCAACUUUUGUACAUACUUCUAAUGUCACCCUUAACAGGAGUUAACAAACGAACAUUCUCCUACUUGGGUCAAGCUGUGCCACUAUUCCGUUUUGUACAAGAAAACUGUCCUCACAUAUCAUUGUAAGGGAAAGGCUUUAAGAAUAAUGAGAAAUAGUUACAAACAUUUAUAUACCCCCCUCUAUAAAACCCUAUCAACAAUGGGAUGGGAAUUUAGCUCAGUGGCAUAAGUGCCUGCCUGCAAGUGUGAAGUCGUUUGAUCCCUGGUACCAAAACAAAACAAAAACAACUUUAUCAAGAAAUUCUUUAAAGAUCUACAACACAGUCAUAGAAAAAAACAUGCAUGGAUGGAACCUGACAAUGAGGCACGGUGCCCAUGCCCGUAAUCUCAGCAGUUGAAUGGGUUGAAAAAGAACCAGAGACGUUGUGGCCAACCUGUGCUGCAGAGUGAUUUAGAGGUCACCAGGACCACAUAGGGAAGGAACUCCUGUUUGAAAACACAAAAGAAAAAUAAACUGAACAAGAUGAUCUGGAUAGUGAAAAGUAAUGUACAGACUUAGAUUUCAUGGUGUGGUAUACUAUAAACUCUUCAAAUUAUAUUCUUAAUACAACAAUAUUAAUAAUGUCACUGAAGCAACUAUGAAGAUAUGACAAACUCUUAUAAUCCCUUCUGAAAAACAAAGACAGCUCUAUAUUUUUCAAAUCUCAAAUGCAAAAGUAAAGAGAAGAUUCCUUUCAAUUUUGGAGGAUACAUGGGAGAGUCACCAUCUUUUAAGCCUGAAUAUUGUACAGUGUUUAGAUGCACUGUCUAUAAGAAAUAUCAAAAAUAUUGCUUUAUUUAAAUGAAGACUUGAUAUGGAUGGCAUUAUGAAUCAAGAGAAACAAGUGACUGUACAUUAUAUGAAAUGAGUAAAUCUGAUUUUUCAUCACAACCAAAGGAGCAUCCAGGAAGAUAUAAGGCAAAAAUAUGAAAUAAGAAACUUUAACACAUAGAAUUAGGUAUAAGAAAAUCAUCUUGUCAUCUGGUAGGGUGAAGAAAUAUUUAGACAUAAAUUUAUAAAAGUAUAAAUAUUUUUUCAAACUCAUUUUAUUUCAAGGAUAAAAAAAGAAAAAAAACUACAACAAAAUUUCAAAACAUCAUCAGAGAAAGGUAUAAAUAUUAAGGUGAUACAAAGGUACAAAAAGUUAACAGGAUUACUGUUAGGGAGAGAAUUUCGUUAAAAUUAACCUGCAGAGUACAAAUUAUACAAGAUAUUUUCAUUUUCUUUUCAUUUUCUACUAGAAAACAGAUUAUUGAAAAACUAUCUCAACACAAACAUGAACAUGUAAUACAUGCAGAAAUAAUUAUGGAAGGGCUUACACAGGAAAGGGAAAAAGUGAAGGCAUUAAAGACAGGAAAAUGGAAAUGAAUAUCAAUUAAAAUCAGUAAAAUUCAUCACAUUUGAAAGCACCUGGAGCUUAUCAGGAAAGGAAAUUGGAAUCACUGUCCCUGGUGGUGUGGUGUGGAGUGUACGUUAGAUUUUAAGUUGAGACCUCUGUGUUAACAAGCUCCUGAGCCUCAGUGGGGUUUUCUCUGAUCAGUUUCCAAGGCAGCAGGAAAACAAAGGUUUCUAGUGCAUCUACAUCACUAAGGAACUUGAAAACCCUGCUUCCCACCACUGCAGAAAGGCAAAUGAGAUGCUCCGUGGCCUCCACGGGCUCUCUCGGGUGGAAUCACCAGAGGCCGAACCUCGGACCUGGCAGGUGUAAUGGACACGCAAGCUCCUGGAUAACAGGGCACACUCAGAGGGCAAAAUGACCCCAGGAGAUGGCAUUUUCCUAACUCUGCAUUAUAACUCAAGCUGAGUGACAAAAGAACUCAGUUUAUACUUGAACACCCACACUCACGCUCUCAGUCUCUCCUCUGAGAUUCUCACCAUGUAGUCCUAGUUGACCUUGACUCAAGACAAUUAUUUUGAGUCAGCCUCCCAAGUGCUAGGAUGACAGGGAUGCUCCAACAUGCUUGGUGCUUUUUCUGCGCCUCUCCCACCACUGGCCCACUGCCUUACAGAUUCUACUAAAGCGGAAACCCACAAGGGUCUCCACAGCUUGCUGUUCUGUGGCAACACACACUGGGUGUGCAGGGGCCAGACUGAGGGGUGAACUGAAGCUCUCUACUUUAUCUUAGCUUUACCUGCUGCGGAGGCCAUUCCCACAGGCUUCUCCGAGAUGAGCAUAUAAGAGAGGUGUCCAGAGAGUGUGUGCAAUUCAGAGAACUCAGGUGGUUUCGUGGACUGCAGACUCCAGACACAUGGAACACAAACCAAAUGGUUGAGGUCAUUGCUACCCCUAGAGAGAUGUAAGUCAGUGCAAAGGAAAAAGAGCCCCAAGCCUGGGAAGUGACCCAGAGGUUGCAGGCAGAGGAGAUCAGCCUAAUAAGGAAGGAAGAGGCUGUGGGAAAACAAAAGGGUGAAGUAGAAAGCCAAGCACUUUCUCCAAGAGUACGGCAGAAGGAAUGAUUCCUCCAAUUAGCAUAAAAUAAACUAGGAAUGGAAGUGUUUUCUCUUCAGCGUUAUGUCUUGUGGUCAGAGCCUUGUGUCUGAUCACUGACAGUUUCUACCCUUUCCCUUGUCCUUGUGAACAAGCGAGACACUUGACCAGAGUGGUGCAGCUUUCUGCAGUACUAACACAAAUAAAGAAACAAUGAAAUCGAACCAAAACAAGUCCAAACCAGAAACUAAGACCCACAAUCUUGCUUCGUGCCUGUUUGUUAUCAAAAAUACGACAUGUAAUGUAUCCCAGUCCAGUUUCUUGGGAUAACCUGAUUAAUAUAGUACUCAGCAUGGGACACUACCAGAUAAAUCUCAUAGUCUGCAGAGAAGCACUGAUGAGUAAGUCGCCACUUUCUACAGCUGAUCUCAGCCCAAAAGGCUGAGAAGCGAUUGACUCUACACAUUCCGGUUGAGUCACUAAGGGAAAACGUACUGAUCAACCUACAGGCGUUCAAAAUAUAAUGUAUUGAAUAUACAUAAUCUAGCAAACAAAGCUAGGCCUUGCCUCCUUUAAAACUGAUAAAUACAAAUUAUAUUAAGCUGUGUCCAAGAAAAACUAUGUAACACACAUUAAAUAUUUCAUGGAACUUAGUGAGUAUGCUGCCCGGUAAACCCCUGGAUGUUGUCACUUGGUGUCCCGUCACUAACAGAGCAGGGACUCACUGCUGCUGUCUAGCAUCUUGAGCAAGUUUUGUACAACAAACCACUGGUGUGCAAAUAGUGCAAAAUUCCAAAUCAAAGUAAAUUUUUCACUGAGUACUUAUCACAUUUUCUUUUCUACUUCAGUGCUGGGCUGAACUCAGGGCCUUGCACAUAGUACACAGUUACUUUUGACAGGAGACACUGUUGGUCUGGGUCUCACUCCAUUGUCCAGCCUGGCCUUGCUAUUACAAUAAUCGUGCCUCAGUCUCCCACGUGGCCGAGAGGAAAGGUGGGCAGUGCCAUGCCUCACUGCAGUUUCAUUUAACCAAGCACACCAACCAUGGAUAUUAAUGUUGUACUAAAAUGCUAAAAACUAAAAUGUAAAGUUAAAAAAAUAGUUAUUAGCAAAACUAGUUAGUUAAAAAGAUAGUUAUUAGCAGAACUGUCAUUCUGUGCUAUGUUUAUUACCCUAGUAACCACGCAAUUGAAGCACCAACCACAUAGUUAUAGAUUAACUGACCCUGUUGUUGUCAUGCUGCUCUGUAUGCAUCAUACUCCCCCCCCAGUAACCUGUUUGCUAUGUCAGCCUUUGUUCCCUUUGAGAGAGACAAAUGAUGCUGUGUCAACCACUGUUCCCUUUGUGAGAGACAAAUGUUCCUGGAACUGGCAGACCAAGGGCUAUGAACUGGCUAACCACUCACUGUGAAAUGCCUCUGACCUCGAGCAAAGGGGAACAAAGGCCCACCUUGUUUCUGUUUCUCAUUGCUAUGAACUUAGUGGUCAAUGAGCUAAUCCUAAGUGAGCUAUAAAAAUCUGUCAAAAUUCUGUCUUUGCACAGCCUUGCAAACUGUAUCUGCACUAUGCCGCUGGUACCAGCUUAAAUAAAAGCGCUUCUUUUAAAAGA
Molecule: messenger RNA, 24662 nt
Organism: Cavia porcellus (domestic guinea pig)
Lineage: Eukaryota; Metazoa; Chordata; Mammalia; Rodentia; Caviidae
Product: zinc finger protein 709-like
Exons: 6
Coding region: 300-2747 (815 amino acids)
Biological process (GO): negative regulation of transcription by RNA polymerase II
Molecular function (GO): DNA-binding transcription repressor activity, RNA polymerase II-specific; RNA polymerase II cis-regulatory region sequence-specific DNA binding
Source: RefSeq, a predicted model, not a curated record